AUGCUUGAAUACAUCGCCUACCGCAAGUUCAAGAAGAACAGGGACCGAAAGGUUGAGGAGAGGACCAAACUCCAGGAAGAAGCUGAAGCAGCCCGGUCGCGAUCCAAGUCACCAACAGCCAGCUCCUUGGGACCAGCACCCGGCCCUGUGCUCUCGGAUGAUGAGCAGCUCUUCUUCGAGAGGCUCACAUCUGAGGAUGGCUUCUCCGACGAAAAUGGAAAGAGGCCACCCCUACCGCCUAGGAUGAAGACGCCCGACUGGGACAGCGAUACCGACAGCUACGUCAGGAACGAGGAUGCCGGGCCCAAAGAAAAGGGCAAAGGCAAGGAGAAGACUGGCGACAUCAAGAGGAGCGACAGCAAACAGCAGCCCUCGCGCUUCUCUUUCUUCACGCGCAAGACGGCAAAGAACGACCUCCAGCCCACCAACCUCGCCGUGCCCCAGGCCGAAGAGGAGCGCGAGAAGGACGACAUCAACAAGGUCCUGGACGACCUGAACCUGUCUGCGCGCAAUAACAAGGCCUUCAGCCUGUCCAAGGAGUCCGCCGAGAUGGUGGGCAUGUUCACGGUCGUCCUGAAGGACCUGGUCAACGGCGUGCCCACCGCCACCAACGACCUCAAGAAGCUCUUUGACGACCACGACGGCACGCUGGCCAAGAACUACGAGAAGCUGCCCAAGAGCAUGCAAAAGAUGGUGACCACCCUGCCGACCAAGGUCACCGGCGCCCUCGCGCCGGAGCUCCUCGCGGUGGCUGCAGAGUCGCAGGGCCUCAAGGGCGACGAUGCCCCUAAGGGGGGCAUCAAGGACCAGGCCAUGAAGCUCCUGGUGCCAAAGAACAUCUCUGAGCUCGUCACGAAGCCCAGUGCCAUAGUGGGAAUGCUAAAAGCCAUCAUGAACUUUUUAAAAGUACGCUGGCCGGCAUUCAUUGGCACAAACGCUAUCUGGAGCGUAGCACUCUUUUUGCUCAUGUUUGUGCUCUGGUACUGCCACAAGCGCGGUCGCGAGGUCCGCCUCGAGCGGGAGAAGUCCGCCGGUGCUGUCGAGGCGGGCAGCCGUAUUGAGGAGCUCUCGGACGAUGACUCUGUCGUUGAGUCACGGAGUGGGCGUGCGUCCCCGAAGCGAAUCGAAAGCUCAGGGGCGAACUCGCGCAGGAAGUAG
Molecule: messenger RNA, 1158 nt
Organism: Diaporthe batatas
Lineage: Eukaryota; Fungi; Ascomycota; Sordariomycetes; Diaporthales; Diaporthaceae
Exons: 2
Coding region: 1-1158 (385 amino acids)
Source: RefSeq, a predicted model, not a curated record